GCGAGGGGGUGUUGUGAAUUUUCUCACGAUGCUUGUCAGUCUUUGGAAUAUAUUUGACGGAAGUUUGCAUUAGCGUUAUGAAUCUCAUUAUCUCCGGGAACCUAUUUUAUCAAACCUGAACGUUCGCUAUCUUUUAAGUUGCUUGUUUGUCUUCACAAUUUAUAGUACAUUCAAUUUGACAGUGCCAGCCACCGGUUGCAGGUCACUUUUGAACGAAUCGUGAUGGUGGAGACUGUUUCUGCAAUGAAAUAGUGGAUCCAACCAUUCAAUCAUGUUUCUCAGAAGAGCUAUUCACCUCCGACCUAGAGGAAAGGAGUCUGCCUUCAACGUCCUCUUUUGUCGUUUUACAAGUUAUUCAAGUUUAAUGAAAGAUGUUUGGUUUCAUAAACACUGCAUCAGAACCACAAGGACUUUUCACACCGCCAGCCGGCUGAAGGUGGCCAAGUUAUUAUCCCUCGAUGAACUGUUCUCCAGGAGAUCCCUGCUGGACUACCUGGGAAAAAUGGAGUCGGAAUAUAGCGGCUUUUUGAGGGCAGUCAACAGCGAUGAGCAGGAGCAGAGCAGUGCGGAAGAGCUGAGGGCCAAGAGGACCAGAGUGUCCCUGCUGGCCCCCCUCACCCAGACCAUCAGGGAGCUGGACGUCAAGCAGAAGGAGAUGAGUGAGAUGGAGGCGCUUCUCAAGGAUGAAGAUCUCCGAGAACUGGCUGAGCAGGAGCGGGAAGCCUGUUCACAAGACAUCCGUGACCUGAGGCAAAAGAUAUUAGAUCUUUUGAUCACGCAGGAUGAGACUGAUCUGAGCGACCUCGUGCUGGAAGUGACGGCAGGAGUUGGCGGACAGGAGGCCAUGCUGUUUACUGCUGAGCUGUUUGACAUGUAUGAGGGAUUCGCUCGGCACAACGGCUGGUCCUUUGACGUCCUGGAACACAUGAACAGUGACUUAGGCGGACUGCGUCACGCCUCGGCUAGCAUCAGCGGCCGUCGGAGCUACCAGACGAUGAAGUUCGAAGGCGGCGUUCACAGAGUCCAGCGCGUCCCCAAGACGGAAAAGCAGGGCCGCAUGCACACCAGCACCAUGACCGUGGCCGUGCUGCCCCAACCCACUGAGAUCUCCUUCACAAUAAACCCUAAGGACCUAAGAAUCGAAACGAAGCGGGCGAGCGGCGCUGGCGGUCAACACGUCAACACCACGGAUAGCGCUGUCAGAAUAGUGCACCUGCCCACUGGUGUUGUGGCAGAGUGCCAGCAGGAGCGGUCUCAGCUCAAGAACAAGGAGAAGGCCAUGAAAGCUCUGCGGGCAAAACUCUACAGCUUGAAGCUGGAGGAGGAGACCAGCAAGCGCUACAAUCAGCGCAAAGUGCAGAUCGGCACCAAAGGAAGGUCCGAGAAGAUCCGGACGUACAACUUCGCCCAGGAUCGCAUCACGGACCACCGCAUCGGUAUGACGCUGCAUGACGUCAAGACGUUCCUGCUGGGCGAGGAUCUGCUGGACGAGAUGAACUCCUCCCUUCAGGAAUUCUCCAACCAGGAGGAGCUCAUGGAACUUUUGGGGGAAAACGACAACAAGGAAGGAUGAUCAUGAGUUUGGAUUAAGUGUCUGUUUAUCAAUUCAAUCCUUGACAUUCACUUUUAAGGAACCUUACAGUCGUCAACAAUUUUCCUCAGAUUUUGGACCUGGACUGCAUGUAUCUAAUAUUGCUAAUUUCCGACACCAUUUCAUUUUGGAACUUACUCACAAAAAAAAGGCCUUAGAAGUUACUAUUAAAGUAAGCUUAUUCUAGGAUAAAUAUACAGUAUUUGCCUUUGGAGCAUUCCCUGUCUGCUACAGUAAUAAUGUCAGUUUCAGGAUAACCUUAUCAUUUUAUACAUGUAUGAAAUAAUAUGAGAAGACAUCAGAUGAUAGAAAUAAAUAAAGUCACGUCUAACUCAAAACUGUUCCAAAAUAAACCCAUGCAUUAAUAUUGCUGUCCAAUAAAAGUUAUUCUAGAUCUCCAUAUUCAAUUUUUAGCUCAUUUUGUACUUAUGCUGAAAACAACAACAAUACACAACAGCAGCAUAUUUUCUUUGUGUGCUAACUGUUUUGCUGUAUGGGCUGAAUCACGAUUUUCUGAUCUUAUGUCUUAUUUUUUUCCACUUUUGGCGAGGAAAAAAAACAGCUCGUAAGCCAAAUGCA
Molecule: messenger RNA, 2170 nt
Organism: Phycodurus eques (leafy seadragon)
Lineage: Eukaryota; Metazoa; Chordata; Actinopteri; Syngnathiformes; Syngnathidae
Gene: mtrf1l
Product: mitochondrial translational release factor 1-like
Exons: 8
Coding region: 272-1573 (433 amino acids)
Biological process (GO): translational termination
Molecular function (GO): translation release factor activity
Source: RefSeq, a predicted model, not a curated record